This is a messenger RNA of Fukomys damarensis (Damara mole-rat), 1712 nucleotides long. RefSeq names its product glutathione-disulfide reductase (gene Gsr). Gene Ontology annotation, biological process: cellular response to oxidative stress; glutathione metabolic process; cell redox homeostasis. NCBI's taxonomy places the organism in Eukaryota, Metazoa, Chordata, Mammalia, Rodentia, Bathyergidae. The transcript has 13 exons. The coding region runs from base 95 to 1327 and encodes 410 amino acids. Gene Ontology annotation, cellular component: cytosol; mitochondrion. Gene Ontology annotation, molecular function: glutathione-disulfide reductase (NADPH) activity; flavin adenine dinucleotide binding; NADP binding. The record is from RefSeq and is a predicted model, not a curated record.
GGGUGUAGCAGUUCCUAAAACCAGCAGUCCUGGAGGGCCUUUUCCUGGAGGCUGCUGAAGCAGGGUGAAUGCUGGAUGUGUACCCAAAAAGGUCAUGUGGAACACAGCAGUCCACUCUGAGUUCAUACACGAUCACGCUGAUUAUGGCUUUCAGAGUUGUGAGAGUAAAUUCAAUUGGCGUGUAAUAAAGGAGAAGCGGGAUGCCUACGUGAGCCGCCUGAACACCGUCUAUCAAAACAAUCUCACCAGGUCCAAUAUAGAAAUCAUCCAUGGCUAUGCAACAUUCACGAGUGAUCCCCAGCCCACAGUAGAGGUCAAUGGGAAAAAAUACACUGCUCCUCACAUCCUGAUUGCCACAGGGGGUGUGCCCUCACUUCCUCUGGAGAGCCAGAUUCCCGGUGCAAGCCUAGGCAUCACCAGUGAUGGGUUCUUUCAGCUCGAAGAAUUGCCGAGGCGCAGUGUCAUCGUGGGUGCGGGUUACAUUGCUGUGGAGAUAGCUGGGAUCUUCUCUGCCCUGGGCUGUAAGACAAUGCUAAUGAUACGGCAUGAUAAGGUACUGAGAAAUUUUGAUUCACUAAUCAGUUCCAAUUGCACUGAAGAGCUGGAGAAUGCCGGUGUGGAGGUCCUGAAGUACUCACAGGUCAAGGAAGUUAAAAAGACUUCUACGGGCUUGGAACUCAGCGUGGUUACUGCAAUUCCUGGUAGGAAACCCACCUUGACCUCAAUUUUGGACGUUGACUGCCUGCUCUGGGCCAUUGGACGGCACCCAAAUUCCAAGGGUCUGAAUUUAGACAGGCUGGGAAUUCAAACUGACGAGAAAGGUCAUAUCAUAGUAGAUAAAUUCCAGAACACCAGUGUCAAAGGCAUCUACGCAGUUGGGGAUGUGUGUGGAAAAGCUCUUCUGACUCCAGUUGCAAUAGCUGCUGGCCGAAAACUUGCCCACAGACUUUUCGAAUGCAAAGAAGAUUCCAAAUUAGACUAUGACAACAUCCCCACUGUGGUCUUCAGUCACCCUCCUAUUGGGACAGUGGGGCUUACAGAAGAUGAGGCCAUUCAUAAAUUCGGAAAAGACAAUGUGAAGAUCUAUUCAACUGCCUUCACCCCAAUGUACCAUGCAGUCACCACAAGGAAAACGAAAUGUGUGAUGAAAAUGAUUUGUGCCAACAGAGAGGAAAAGGUGGUCGGGAUCCAUAUGCAGGGAAUUGGAUGCGAUGAAAUGCUGCAGGGUUUUGCUGUUGCAGUAAAAAUGGGAGCAACUAAGGCCGACUUUGAUAACACAGUGGCCAUUCACCCUACCUCUUCAGAAGAGCUGGUCACACUCCGUUGAGAGCCUAGAGACUUGUACAGUUGGCGUUUGGACCAGGACACCUUCUGAAAUGAACCAAACUAUUAUGUUUACUUCCUGUUCUCAUUUUAUAUAUUUCCUUAUUUUAAUCAGGAUCUUCCAACAGUGGAGAUUUUUGGUAAAGAAUAGAACUUAUUUAUGUAAUCAGAAAUGUAUUGUUUUAAUCCAGGGUUGAUUUUUAUUUGAUCAUAUAUCAUGACAAUUAAUGUUUGAAAGUUUUUAACAGCUGUCUGCCAGUUCUUUUUUUUGUUGUUUUAGCCUCAUCCCAAGUAUAAAACUAUAUGAAGUACAAUGAAGUCAAUGUACUGGAGUGAAAUAGCAUGUUAGUUUUUAUCAAGGUAGAUGGGGAUGGUUCUUCAUACUUAAA